Messenger RNA from Ectocarpus sp. CCAP 1310/34, 2664 nucleotides. The record is from the annotation of a GenBank genome assembly. Lineage: Eukaryota; Phaeophyceae; Ectocarpales; Ectocarpaceae.
AUGCCGUUCACUCUUUCUGUCUCAGCAGGGACGAAGCCCGUUGUGUCACCCCCGUAUCGUGUCAACCCGUUAAUGCAAGAGAAAGUGGAUGCCGUUUUGGACCAAUACUUGGCGGCAGGGCUCAUUCAGCAUUCCACGUCUCCGUGGGCUUCUCCUUUAGUUGUCAUCCCCAAGAAGGACGGAUCGGUUCGCAUCACCGUCAACUACAAGCGUCUCAACGCCCUGGUGGAUUUGGAUAGACAACUUCUUACUCGGGCAGACGGUAUCUUGGAUUCUCUGGACACCGGGAAAGUGUUCUCCAUCUUCGGCCUCAACUCGGCUUUCCACUCAAUCGUUUGCGAUGAAGACACUGUCCUGCUCAUCGCCUUUUGCACUCCCACGCAGUUGUUCGAAUGGCUUCGAAUGCUGCAGGGAGCCAACGCAAGUCCGUCUUGGUUCGUCAAGGUCAUCAACAGAGUGGUGCACGGUCUGGAGCGUGUGCUUGCGUAUCUGGACGAUGUCAUCUGUUUCGAUGAGGAACCAUCUCUGGGACACGUGCUCAACAUGAUCGAGUUCUUCAGACGGCUGCGACAGCACCUCAAACUGUCUCCGGGGAAGACUCGCGUCGGCGCCACACACGCCAACUUCCUUGGUCACACUAUCUCUCCGGCCGGUGUUAGCCCUGAUGGCGUCAAGGUUAGGGCGCUCACGCACUUGCCGCCGCCGACGAAUGCUAAGCAGCUUCGGAGCCUUCUUGGUGGACUCAGUUACUACCGGAAAUUCCUCAAGAAUCUCGCCACCAAGGUGCGGCCUCUCAACUCUUUUCUCAAACAAGGCGUUCCCUUCAAGUACACGCCGGGCAUGGUCAAGUGGUCGAGGACAACAACCGUCUUCUCCGUUNUUCUCAAACAAGGCGUCCCCUUCAAGUACACCCCGGGCAUGGUCAAGGUUGUCAACACGUUGUUAAGCGAACUCGCUCGCCCCCCGAUUUUGGUCUUCCCGGAUUGGGCAGUGGUCGAGGACAACAACCGUCUUCUCCGUUUGUGUUUCGACGCGUGUAUCGACGGCUUUCGCGCCUCCUUGGAACAAGAACAACUCGAUGGCUCUGUGAGACCCGUUGUGUACAUCAGCCGCGCUACUCUUCCUGCGAGGCGUAACUGGACCGUUCUGGAUCUGGAGGCUGGUGGCAUUGUUUGGGCCAUCAAACGCCUUCGCAGUUAUCUGUGGUCGACCAAGUUCACCAUCUAUUCGGACCACAAAGCCUUGGAGAGCAUUGGCAAGGUCGGGGAACACAACGCUAGGGAGCAACGAUGGCUCGAAUUCCUGCCCAACUUCACCUACACCCUGAAAUAUCGGAAAGCGUCUGCUGGAACGUUUCUACUGGUGGAUUGGUUUGGAUCGUUCCGUGCGCUGUGGCUUCGGGCGUGUUUGGUGUGUCAAGCUCGCAAGACUUCACGUCAGACUGCUCGGUGGCCCGUCAUCGCUAUGCCAUUGCCGCAGGGACCUGGUACGGUCGUCGGCGUCGACUUCUUCGGACCUCUGCCCGUGACUGCUAAGGGCAACUCCUACAUUUUGUUGUUCACAGACCGUUUCAGUCGGAGAGCCGACAUGUUCGCGGAUACAGCAGCGGAAUUUACGGCGAAAGGGACGGCUCACAUCGUCGUCAACGAGUACAUGACCAAGUGGGGAUGUCCGACUACGUUAUUGUCGGACAACGGACUGCAUUUCUGCUCGAAGCUCUCCAUGGCGAUCUACGAGGUGAUGAAAAUCAAGAAGGUCACCACCAGCUCCUACCACCCGCAGACCAACGGCGGCACGGAACGCGUCAAUCACAUGAUGGCCCAGAUGCUUGCGACCAACGGCGGCACGGAACGCGUCAAUCACAUGAUGGCCCAGAUGCUUGCGGUGGUCGUCAAAGAACAGCAAAACGGUUGGGACGUACAUGUCCCGCACGUUGAGUUUGCCUACAACAAUUCCGUGAACCAGUCUACCGGAUCGGCGCCAAACGAGAUCCACAUCGGACGCAUCCCUCGACUCCCGCUUUCGGUCUUCGAUCAUCCCACGGUAGGUGGUCAUCAAAGCUUGGCCCGCGAUCAACUCGAGUAUUGCAACCUGGCUGUCGAUCGCCAGCGCCGGGCCUACGAACGUGUCCGUGAGUAUAACGCCCUGAAGACUUCGCGAGUCGAACGCCGCAAUUCAUCCCUGCUGAACGCCAUUCACAAGCUCCCUCAGUUCACCGUUGGCGGGUGGGCUUGGGUGUACGAGACGGCUGCUACGAUUCGACAGGGUGUGCAGAAGGACACGGACCAACAGGUGCUCAAGGCCAAAUUCCUACUUUCCUGGACGGGGCCCUACAAAGCUCUUGCGGUGGGUCCCGCUUCUGCCGACGCCACCCCGGACGGCAGCCCGUUGGGGCGUAAACACCUCCACCUGGACCUGCCUUCCGAUCUUUCCGGCCCAGCAGCUCGUUGUCGCGUGUCUGUCCUUCGUUGCAAGUCUUGUCGCAAUUCGUACGAGACGGACGACUUGCCGCAAUAUCUACCCGCCGAGAUUUCGCGUUAUGUUCUGCACUCUUUCGGAGACAAUUGUCCACCAUUCCACGUCACCGCGGAUGAUGUGUCGGUGCCUGUCGGGCGCCUCGAGGUCAACACACAUCUCGGGAUAUCAACUGGUGCGGGGCCGUAG